Exophiala mesophila is the source of this 915-nucleotide messenger RNA. RefSeq lists its product as uncharacterized. The transcript has 3 exons. NCBI's taxonomy places the organism in Eukaryota, Fungi, Ascomycota, Eurotiomycetes, Chaetothyriales, Herpotrichiellaceae. Gene Ontology annotation, molecular function: thioredoxin peroxidase activity. The coding region runs from base 1 to 915 and encodes 304 amino acids. Gene Ontology annotation, cellular component: cytoplasm. Gene Ontology annotation, biological process: cellular response to oxidative stress; cell redox homeostasis. The record is from RefSeq and is a predicted model, not a curated record.
AUGCCUGUCGAACUUCGCAAACGUCCUCCUCCAAAGGAGACUGCAACUCCUCCACCAACAGCUAAACGGGGGAGUGGAGCUAGUGCUACGGUGAAAAAGCUCGCCGAUAAGGCAAAGGCAGUGGUCAAUCCCAAGAACAGCGCAGGGGACACAUCGGCCACUAACGGGGCUACUCCCAAUGCUAAUGGUAGUGGAGGAGCGGGCGCCAUUUCCCCAGGUACAACAGUCAAUCUCGACGGAUUCGGUGGCACAGUCCAAACCCAUGAAGGCAAAGACGUGACUUUGAAGCAACUCGUCGAAGAGAGUCUUGCGGGCGUGGUCAUAUUUUCCUACCCCAGAGCGAGUACCCCCGGCUGCACCACGCAGGCAUGUCUGUUCCGCGACAGUUAUGCUCCUAUCACUGGGGCAUCCUUGUCAGUGUUCGGACUGAGUACGGAUAGCCCCAAGGCCAAUACCACUUUUGCCACAAAGCAGAAAUUGCCCUAUUCUCUUCUAUGUGAUCCCAAUGCAACUCUCACGGCAGCCCUUGGGCUCAAGAAGCCAGGGCCGGGGAAAUCCACCGCCCGAGGUGUGGUGGUGAUUGACAAACAGUCGGUCGUCAAGGUCCACGAGUUAGGCGGACCACAAAAGACUCUCGAUGUGGUUCUCGAUUAUAUCAAGAAAUCUGGAUUCACCGAGACGGGAGCACCAGCUGCUGUCGCCGCACCUCCAGCUGAUGACCCCGUGGCGACUGAGGAAGCAGCUAAAUUAGCUCAGGCUCCGACUGCAGCUGAUAAACUCGAUCCUUAUAAGCUUGACGAGGUGCCUAUCGCGAAAACGCCUAGCAAGGAAGAAGCUGAGGCGGCCCAAACAGCCGCUGAGGUCGGUGAUACUGCAGCAAAGAUUGAUCUUGCAGUGGGACAAAUGAAGCCCUAA